This is a messenger RNA of Spodoptera littoralis (African cotton leafworm), 543 nucleotides long. Lineage: Eukaryota; Metazoa; Arthropoda; Insecta; Lepidoptera; Noctuidae. The record is from the annotation of a GenBank genome assembly.
AUGAAUAUUCGAUGUGCGAGGCCUAGUGACUUGAUGAAUAUGCAGCACUGCAAUCUGCUGUGCCUGCCUGAGAACUAUCAGAUGAAGUACUACUUCUACCAUGGCUUGUCAUGGCCACAACUCAGUUACGUUGCUGAGGAUGAGAAGGGACACAUUGUUGGCUAUGUAUUAGCCAAAAUGGAAGAAGAUGGUGAGGACAACCGUCAUGGUCAUAUUACCUCCCUCGCUGUGAAGAGGUCACACCGACGUCUCGGACUCGCACAGAAACUUAUGAACCAAGCUUCACUUGCUAUGGUGGAGUGUUUUAAGGCUAAAUACGUAUCUCUGCACGUAAGGAAAAGCAACAGAGCAGCACUCAAUUUGUACACUAACAGUCUCGGUUUUAAAAUACUCGAGAUUGAGCCUAAAUAUUAUGCUGAUGGUGAAGAUGCCUACUCCAUGAUGCGUGAUCUCAGCGCUUUUGCUGCAGAAAACAAGACGGAGCCUCAACCGACAGAAAAUUUGGAAAUUAAGUCAGAAUCUGCAAUUAUAUCACAGUGCUGA